Molecule: messenger RNA, 1379 nt
Organism: Telopea speciosissima
Lineage: Eukaryota; Viridiplantae; Streptophyta; Magnoliopsida; Proteales; Proteaceae
Product: double-stranded RNA-binding protein 3-like
Exons: 5
Coding region: 57-1373 (438 amino acids)
Molecular function (GO): double-stranded RNA binding
Source: RefSeq, a predicted model, not a curated record
UGAGCCAUAAUAAGAGCAUAGACACAUUCAAGAGUGACAUAGCUGGUGGAGUAGUUAUGUUUAAGAACCAGCUACAAGAACUAGCACAGAGAAGCUGCUUCACCCUCCCUUGUUAUGCAUGUAUCAGGGAAGGACCUGAUCAUGCACCUCGGUUCAAGGCUUCUGUGAACUUCAAUGGUGAGAUAUUUGAAGGCUCUAGCUAUUGUACCACACUCAGACAAGCAGAGCAUGCAGCUGCUGAAGUAGCACUCAACACCCUAUCAACAAGGGGUCCUUCAAGGUCUCUAGCUGCAAGAGUUCUUGAUGAAACUGGAGUCUAUAAGAAUCUUCUCCAAGAAACUGCUCACAGAGCUGGUCUGAACCUCCCAGUUUACACUACCGUGAGAUCAGGACCUGGCCAUCUACCUAUCUUCACUUGCACUGUUGAGCUUGCGGGUAUAAAUUUUACGGGAGAAUCAGGAAAAACGAAGAAGCAAGCAGAGAAGAAUGCUGCCAUGGCUGCCUGGUCCGCUUUAAAACAAAUGCCAAACUUGGGUUCUUCAUCUCAGACAAACAGAGAUAGUGAGGGCAGUGAAGAACAGGAGCAGGUAGUUGUCACAAGGGUUCUAUCAGAUUUCAAGCCCAAGGAUGAAAACAAGACUGCGAGACACAGGGACCAAAGCCAGUCGAGAAGAAGAGUGGUUCCGAGUUACAGAGAUAACAAUAAUGGCUCCAGCUCUUCCUGCCAUGACACAAUCUUACAGUAUCAGCAAUGGAGAUCAAUGGAUCUACUAUCUGAUUUCACCUCAAUCUAUCCAAACCAAAGGCAGAAUCAGAACCAGAACCAGAACCAGAAUUGUUACUCUGUUCUUUUCCCUCUUCCCACAGCUUCAAAGAUCUUAAAGCCGAAUUCUACCAGAGAGAAGAAUAAGGCAUCACCAUACCCAUCAAACAGAGCAAUUCUACCUCCGCUGGAAGAACACCAAAAGGAUGAAGAUGAGUCGCUCAAUGUGAAAUCAGAGAGCACAGAGAAACCCAUUGAGAAGGUUCUCAGGCAAAGUCCAAGUUAUCAACGGCCAUUCCCAUUGACCCAUUACUGUGGCCAACGAACCCAGAUGAGAACCACCACCACCACCACCUUCGGACCUGUUUCUGCUCCAAUUGCAGCAGCUCCCUGUCUUCUGAAUAUCCUAAAAAGGGGAAGAUUCCACGCUCAGGGAUUGGCUCCAGCAGUUCAUAUUCGAACAGUAAUCCCAGUGUGCGCAGCCCCACCUGGGAGACCUCCAUCAUCGAAUCCUCCAACACCACAGAUGAAAGAAGCCUCAAAAUCACACCAAUCCUCAGCCGCAGUCUCUGCACAAACAAUAGAAGAACUCCACAGGUUACGGCUAUGAACAUGA